This is a messenger RNA of Trichomonas vaginalis G3, 1263 nucleotides long. RefSeq lists its product as uncharacterized. The record is from RefSeq and is a predicted model, not a curated record. The coding region runs from base 1 to 1263 and encodes 420 amino acids. NCBI's taxonomy places the organism in Eukaryota, Parabasalia, Trichomonadida, Trichomonadidae. The transcript has a single exon.
AUGAAUGAAUUAAAAGAUGUCGAAAUUUCUGAGUAUGCUCCAAAUGUUAUCGAGCGAAAACAGAGAGUAUCUUAUGUAAUGAUGGUUGUUAUAUCUGUUGUGAUUGUAUUUUCUCUGAUAUUUGGACUAUUUUACGCUCAGAACGUUUUAUCAUCUGUUGAUAUACAUUUUUCUAAAAGGAAUACUUCAUUAAUUCUCUUAAAUAAUGGUCCAAAUACAGAUUCUGUAGAAUUUGAACUAUAUUUUAGUGAAAAAAUUCCAAAACCUCUUCAUUACAAACUGGAAAUCAUCGGCACUCACAAUGAGAAAUUAAAGAUAACGAAUAUUCCAGUAAGUAUACAACAUUUAGUUGGAACAACUGGUAAUACUCAUCAAGUUUCAACAUUAAGUACAACAUUUCAAUUUAAUAUAGACGCAAACAAAACAAAGCCGAAAACAAUGUAUUAUACAGUAAUUCCAUCCAAUAAUUCAACAUUUUCUUACGUAUUCAAAACAAAAGGUUUUCAAUUUUCUCGUUAUUACUCGAAUUUAUAUUAUUUGGACUCAGACAUAACACCAUUAGUUUAUUUACGAAAUAAUAUGCUUAAUAUUACCUUUAUUUCUUUCAUGAUUCUCAUAAUUCAGUAUUAUUUAUGUAGAAAGUCUUUCACAUCAUCAAUGGCGCUUAUCAUCGGAAUAUUUGCUGUAAUUGCAUUUAAUCCAAGUGUAAUUAAGCAAGCAUCUAACGAUUUUAUUAAUAUUUACAGACAAAUUUCUUAUUCUCUAUUUCUAGCCAUAUAUUACGCUGCUGUUCCAACAAUUGCGCUUUCUUAUUACCCAUUUUCCAAUUUGCUACCAACAUUAUGUUUCUCAUUCUUCGUUUUGUUUUCAUUUUUGUUAUUUAUUUCAGUUUUUCCACUUUUUACGCCUAGACAUCAGCCAUUUUACAUCAUCGAUGGAUUUAAUGAAUAUCCGGACUCCGAAGCACUGAUUUUUGCAUUGCCAUUGAUUGGAUUUCUUUCGAUUUUCGGAAUAAUUCUUCUUGUCAUUGCCACUUUCUUCGUAAAAGGGUCUGAUUUAGUCAAAAUACUACUUGCUAUUGCUAUUCAGCUCUAUUCUACGUGUACAACGCUUUGGACAACUUUCAGACCUUUAUCUUUCCCAGAAAUCAUAAAAUUGCACCAGCACGUUGGGUUGUUUUAUGAUGGUAUAGUACAUGUUAUCUGUUCCCUUGUCUUUGCCCUCAUUUUUACUAAUUUUGAUACCGAAAUUGAUAUGGAAUAA